UAUUUCCUCUUUCCUGUUGAUAACUUUAGCAACCUAAUAACGUUUGCACGCCGUUUAGUCAGUUUAGUCUGAAAUGAGUUAAAAAAAGGAGCGUUUUAUAGUUUUAUUAUCGCCGUAAAAGACCAUUUAAAACAACAAGAAGAACAAAGUUUUUACACUUUGUUUUUAUCAUGGCGUCAAGUUCGUAUUCUUCAUCACCAUCACCAUCAUCAUCAUCAUCAUCAUCUGUGGAUUAUGAUUUGAUUCCAGUCAUCGCCCUGAACUAUAGCGUGAGGAAAAAACUGGCUUUGUAUUUAAACCCCAUCAACACGGUGGCAGCAGAUUGGACGGAUAUCGCUGAGAAAAUGGACUUCAGCUACCUGGAGAUUAAAAACUAUGAGACGUUGGAGAAUCCCACCAAGAAGCUGCUGGAGACCUGGCAGACCAGAGAAGGGGCCACGGUGGGCAAACUGGUGUCCAUCCUGGAGCAGGCAGAGAGGAAAGACAUCAUCUCAGACCUGCAGACACUCAUAGAUGAAGACUGCAGGACUUAUGCGGAAAGACAAAAGGAGCUUCCUGUUCAGGUGCCCGAGGUGGACAGCAGAGACCAGUAUCGAGGAAUCACUGUAAAUGACGGUCACGUACCGGAGAUGUUCGACGCUUUCAUUUGCUACUGCCAGAGCGACUUCCAGUUCGUCCAUGAGAUGAUCAGACAGCUGGAGCAGACAGACUACAACCUGAAGCUGUGUGUGUUUGACCGCGACGUCCUGCCCGGGACGUGUGUUUGGACCAUCACCAGCGAGCUCAUUGAGAUGAGGUGUAAGAGGAUGGUGGUUGUCAUUUCUGAUGAUUACUUGGACAGCGAUGCCUGUGACUUCCAGACUAAAUUCGCCCUCAGUCUUUGCCCAGGAGCUCGGACCAAGCGGCUGAUCCCUGUGGUCUACAAGCAAAUGAAGAGGCCUUUUCCCAGCAUUCUGCGCUUCCUGACAGUGUGUGACUACACCAGACCCUCCACACAGUCCUGGUUCUGGGUUCGACUGGCCAAAGCCUUGUCCCUGUCCUGAGCAUCGCACAUCCAGCUCACUGACUGACUGCCACAGCUGUUAUUAUUGAUCACACGCACUGCUACACAUUUCUGAACAUUUCUGGUAACAAAUGAAUUAUUCUUUUCUAGCUGCAGAACCCAAAUAUUUUGUUGCAAAUGUCCCAGCUGUUGAAUUGAUGGCUUAUGUAAGAGUUCUAAAAAGAAAUUGAAGUUAAAUGUCACAUUUAUGUUCUCACACACUAUAUAUCUGUAGACGGGGGAGCAGAAAGAGAGAGAGAGAGAGAGAGAGAGAGAGAGAGAUGCAAUAUAUAAAUUAAACAGAUUUCUAGAAAUUUCUAGAUAGAAAUAGAGGAACUAAUCGAAAGCUGGCCAGAAAGCCACUUGAAAGUUUUUUACUUCCUUGCGAGUGUACAGUCAGCGAUGACGCUCACCGGACAAAGAAAGGCCGCGAUCGUUAUGUGAGCGUAAACAAUGCGUUUUACAAAUAACGAAUAAUUAGAAAAAUAAGAAUGAAUGAAAGGAAAAAUUCUUCAACCACAACCACUUGUGAAUACAGAGCUCCAGUUCUGAAUAUCUGGUGCAUUAAACACAUACAGAUAGAUUGUGUAUGGCCGAAAGUAUGUGGACACCCGACCGUCGCAUUUACACCAGUUUGUUAAGAUGACGUCUCGUUCCCAAACCAUGGCCGUUAAUAUGGAGCAUCUCACACAUAGCAAAGAGAAAGAGAAAUACUUUAUUGAUCCAGGAGGAAAUUCAAGCAUCCAGUGGCAACAUACAGAGAGAUAAGAUGAUCACAAACACAGUAGUUUUUUUUUUUGUUUGUAUAAAUAGCAGGUCUUGCCACUUUGACAUGGACCAAAUGAUGAUGUCAAGUCGCUCUGGAUAAGGGCGUAAAUGUAAAUGUUUAGACAACUGGAUCAGAGCCUCUCCAGGACAGCAGGUCUUGUUCCCAGUACGCAGGGGUUUGUAACUUCCAAAAGUGGUCCAAUCAGGCACAACCCCAGUGAACCAGGCACUGGCCUCAGAUUCUACUUCAUGUAUGUAAAUUAUGGAAGAUGAUAAUAUUAGCAUACUAUACUAUAUUUUUACAGCAUAUUUAAACUUCAACGAUUAUUAGAUCAACACUGUAGAUGAUUUUAUGACUGUGAAAUAUGUUUCCUUAAAAAAAAAAAAAAAAAAAAAAAAGGCAGGUUUAUGGAAAACUCAUAUAGCACGAAAUAUGCUGCUUUCUCAUAAAAUGUGACUCAGUGCUGAUUUUUGGCUUUUGCAGCAUUUGAUAAUCCAAAUAGUACGAAUCUGUUUUUUGUUUUUUUUUCUCACACGGCUUUCUCUUUUUUUCAUAUCAUCAUACACACUUGCUUUAUCGCAGGCACAAAAAGCUAGAAUUAUUACCGCAAAUUAUACAUUUCACACUUUGAUAUUCUUUUAUUGCAUUGAAACAUUGAAAAUCUUAUGAAUUUCUUUUUCUAUUUUUCAGCGCUUUUUCUUGGUUUGUUGGUUCAAAUAGAAAAUAUGAACGAUUAUCCGUGUACUCUGGCAGAACCAUGUUGUUGGUAUUCUUUUUUUUUUUUUUUAACUUGCCUUCUUUUUAACUUGUAGUCUGUUUAAGUCAAUCCUUUCAUAAUAAAAAAUAUGUUCUACAA
This is a messenger RNA of Tachysurus vachellii, 2667 nucleotides long. RefSeq names its product MYD88 innate immune signal transduction adaptor (gene myd88). Lineage: Eukaryota; Metazoa; Chordata; Actinopteri; Siluriformes; Bagridae. The record is from RefSeq and is a predicted model, not a curated record. Gene Ontology annotation, molecular function: TIR domain binding; Toll-like receptor binding. The transcript is spliced from 5 exons. Gene Ontology annotation, biological process: Toll signaling pathway; positive regulation of canonical NF-kappaB signal transduction; MyD88-dependent toll-like receptor signaling pathway. Gene Ontology annotation, cellular component: plasma membrane. Bases 171 to 1043 code for a protein of 290 amino acids.